Messenger RNA from Vitis riparia (riverbank grape), 703 nucleotides. Its product is annotated as probable LRR receptor-like serine/threonine-protein kinase At3g47570. The record is from RefSeq and is a predicted model, not a curated record. NCBI's taxonomy places the organism in Eukaryota, Viridiplantae, Streptophyta, Magnoliopsida, Vitales, Vitaceae. The transcript has a single exon. Gene Ontology annotation, biological process: protein phosphorylation. Gene Ontology annotation, molecular function: ATP binding; protein kinase activity. Bases 20 to 577 code for a protein of 185 amino acids.
UGGGAGAAAAACGGCUGUAAUGAAGUCUUCUUCCACCUUUUUAAGAUAUGGGUACUUGAGGGUUUCUUACAAAGAGCUCCUCAAAGCAGCUAGUGGAUUUGCUUCUUCCAACUUGAUUGGCAUGGGAAGUUUUGGUACCAUAUACAAAGGAAUUCUAAGUCGAGGCGAAAGACCUGUUGCAGUGAAGGUACUGAACCUUCAACACCGUGGAGCUGCCAAGAGUUUCAUGGCUGAGUGCAAGGUCCUCAGGAAUAUUCAGCAUCGGAAUCUCCUUCGAAUCAUAACUUCAUGUUCAAGUGUGGACAACAAAGGUUGUGAUUUUAAGGCUCUAGUAUUUGAGUUCAUGCCUAAUGGGAACCUAGAUAGCUGGCUGUAUCAUGAAUCCAGAAAUUUAAGCUUCAGACAAAGAUUGGAUAUCACAAUUGAUGUGGCUAAUGCUCUGGAUUAUCUUCAUCACCAAUGCCAGACACCAAUUGUUCAUGGUGAUCUAAGGCCAAGCAAUGUUCUUCUUGAUGAUGACAUGGUUGCCCAUGUUGGGGACUUGGGGUUAGCCAAGCUCCUUCCUGAAGCUAACUAGAUUCUGAGUAGUGAUCAAACCAGUUCGGCACUGAUGAUGGGAUAGAUCGGUUAUGUCGCUCCAGGUACACUUCCUCACGUUUUUUUUUCCUCAAUCCUAAAAAUAAGUUGUGAAAUUGUUGGUUUA